Molecule: messenger RNA, 2038 nt
Organism: Bombus pascuorum
Lineage: Eukaryota; Metazoa; Arthropoda; Insecta; Hymenoptera; Apidae
Gene: Karl
Product: apolipoprotein D
Exons: 4
Coding region: 316-1035 (239 amino acids)
Source: RefSeq, a predicted model, not a curated record
CUUCUUUAGCCGUGACGACGAUCACGCCUACGAUCAGAAGUCCUGAGCUAAGCUGGCGCCAGUUACGAGGAUCGUACGCGCGACGCGCAGAACAAGUUGCCGAUUGAAAACGAAAGAGUAGCAAGAAUGCAAAGGGAGGAACGUGAUAGUGACCACCCCCUCUUCGUUUGUACAGAUAGUGGUAGUCAUGAGCGCGUCCACUCUUCAUUCUGACCGACUCGGUGGCCUUUAGUCGACCAGGCAAACCUAUCGAGCGAAGAAGUAAGAAGACUCUCCGCGUGUGCCAAGCGGAUAGAAGCUUGAAUGUGACCGAGAAUGCAGCCCGGAACGAGACGCGAGAGAUUCUAUUCGCCGAUAAUAGUGCUACUGUUGUUCCUAUGUUUGAUCGACUGCACCGCCGCUACGUGGAAAAGGCGGGAGGAUAAGACCAAGUGUCCCAAAGUAAAGGGCAUACGAAAUUUUGACAUAUCCGAGUUUCUUGGAUCGUGGUACAUAGUGCAGUAUUAUGCAAGCUCGGAGGAAGCACUCGCAUAUAGAUGCAUGCGAGCCGAAUUGUCGAUUUCGCCUGAAAGCACAGAGGUUACCAUGAAUUUCACUUACAGUUUCACCGAUGAUCCGAUUAAUGAGCAACUUGUUGGCAACAUCACUUGGAAGAUUCCUUCUCCAGAAUUACCUGCUCAUUGGGUACACGCUGAAUAUCCGUAUGAGGGUGUGUACAACACAUACGUACUUGAUUCGGACUACAAAUCGUGGGCAUUACUAAUGCAUUGCGCGGAACAGAGCAAAAGUCCUCGAUAUUUAUCGAGCUUCAUCAUGAGUCGAGAGCCAAGUCUUGGAGCUAACGUUAUUUCUUAUCUUCGCGAGAAAUUGCCCAGGUAUGAUAUCGAUCUGGAGUACAUGUUUGCUAUGGACCAGAAUCAGUGUAACAAGACAGAAACUUCCGGAAUGGACUUGCUUCUCCCACCUUCGAUAAUACUUAAAAGAAAUAACAUGACACGGAAACAUCCACUGAAAAGGAAGCAUCGACGUAUUUAAAUUUAACAUGGAAUUGUUGUUUAAAUAGGUAGGAUAUUAUAAUACGGUUAGUAGUAUAAAUAUGGUACAUUAGGAAUAUCAUCUCAGUCCAAACGUUGUCUAAAUUACAGCAAUGAAAAGAUGACUAAGAAAGAGGAACAGUUCCUUCUUUAAAGAUGAAAGAUAGAUACGGCUAAAGUUCCUUUGGAACUGUGAAUAAUUAUUUAAAAAUUUAGUACAGUAAACUUUCUUUGCGGACGGUCAUGAUAUUAAAUAAAUUAAAAUAUUAAAAUAUUAAAUAUGCGUAUUUUUAAACGCGAAGCAGUUCAUAAUAAAUAAAUAAUAAAUAUAGAUAGGCUUGCGAUUAAAUUAUGUGAUCAGUCUAGGUACUUAAAACUCUAAUGAACUUGUGCGUUGUUAUUGAAGUAUAUAUUGCAUAAAUUUUCGAGAAAAGUGAUUAAAAACGUGAAAUUAUCGAAUCAGUAAUUUUAUGCUCGGAUAUUAAUCGUCGAUUUAACAUUUUGAUAAUUGCAAGUUAUACUUUCAUGCUGCCACUUCUAUUGAAGUAAUAUAUUAUAAAAUAAUACACUUGUAUUGAAUAUGUCCUUUUAAUAUAUUGUGUGAUUGCAGAGAACAAUUGUAUAUAAUAUUAUAAAAUAUGUACAUUUGUAGUUAAUAAGAGUAUUUAAUACAAUGUUUGAAAGAAAUAGUUUAUAUUUUCUACAUUAUAAACAAACAAUAAUUUUUACUUGAGGCUUAAUAAUAUUUAAAAGAUGAUUCUAUUUCAAUAGGUUUUAUAUUUUAUUUUUUUUAUUACCUUUGUUAAUAUUUUAUAUAAUAAUAAUUAUAUAAUAAAUUAUGUCAUACUAACAUUUGCUAGGAUUAAAAUCGAUCUCAAAAUUGAUUCGUCGUUAUUAACUCUUCAUUACUUAAUAAUAAAAGUAUCUGAUUAAGGAUAGGAUCGGAAUUACUACAGUGAUUAUACAAAUAUUAAAUAUAACAAAAAAAUUGAAGUAUAAUUAUA